Messenger RNA from Amoebophrya sp. A25, 1984 nucleotides. The record is from the annotation of a GenBank genome assembly. Lineage: Eukaryota; Dinophyceae; Syndiniales; Amoebophryaceae.
AAAGCUGUGGUCCGAAAUAAAAGAAUUGAAGUGUCUUGUAGGGGUAUCGCGACCAGACCGAGACCUCCUACAAGUAAAAUCCAGCCACUGCAUCUGUUCGUUGAAAGCUUCGUCGCUGAAAAGAAAGCCGUGAACUGACAAGAGCAACCUACGUACCUAGAUCAUCUAACAGUGGUUUCAACCUGAAAAAGCAAGAUCACUCGAAGUAAAGCAAAUCCAAACAAAAGAAGACGAGAGUGACAAGGAGACACAGAAGAUCCAAUAAAUGCUACCACACGUCGAAGGAGAUCCACCGGUCAAGAUCUUCACUCAAACCGAUUCCUAGUAGUGAUCCUUCACAUCUUCGUCAGACGAGUACAAGCAGCAUACCAAGAUCAGUACGGUUUCGUAUAUGAUAGGCUAUGGACAAUGUGUAACUCUAUUUUGAAGAAAAUCAAAACACUUGACAAGUGCCUACACCAACAUGGCAAGUUUUCGUCAUCUAUGAUCGUUCUCUCCAUAUGAAACUCCAAUUUCAACACAGGACGCUGCUUCUACUUGACUUAGGUCGAAUCCUUAUAAUCUUUUCACUUCGUUUCAUCGCUUGACUCUUCUUGUUUGCUUUCCGCAAAUAGAUUCUAAGUACCGUUAACACAAGACUCUGUUAAACUGUUACUGUCAUCUUCGUCGUUUUCAACUACAGUCACAAAAAUGUCGGCUGCUAUCGAGGAACAAAAGAUCGUUGUCGAAGAGGUCGAGAAGGAGGUCGAGCCUGCCGCCAAGAAGCAAAAGAUUGAAGAAGCGUACUACUACUUAUUCUAGAUACUUCUUGGACAACUUAUUUACAUGAGAUUGAAUGACAUUUUUUAUGUUGAGAGUGAGUCAUACAAAUUUAUUUUCCUGUCGUGUCUUUGCAAGAUCAUGUGUUACAGAAGAACUUGAUUGUAUGAUCUUUAUUCUUAAUGAUAAAUUGGUCAGGUUCACGUUGAAAUUUUAUUGAAUAUUCCAUUUUUGUAUUGAAAUAUACAGCCCGACGCCGACUUCCGUCGCUGAUUCCGACAACGCUACUUCUGCUGAAGAGAAGGCUGAGGAAAAAAAGACCGAAGAAGCCGCUCCGGUAGAGGAGAAGAAGGCUGAAGAUGCUGCCCCGGUAGAGGAGAAGAAGGUCGAAGAAGCCGCUCCGGUAGAGGAGAAGAAGGCUGAAGAGGCCGCUCCGGUAGAGGAGAAGAAGGUCGAAGAGGCCGCUCCGGUAGAGGAGAAGAAGACCGAAGAAGCCGCUCCGGCCGAGGAGAAGAAGGCUGAAGAGAAGCCGGCAGAGGCUGCCGCAGUUGAAGAGAAGAAGGAGUAAGAGCCGCCACCUCUUUUUGAAAUCAGUAUGCAGUUCGCUCGAGAUGUGUAUGCGGAACUGUAGCGUGGUUCAUUUGACGAGGUAGCAUCAAAAGAUUUGGGUCUGUAUUUGACUCCUUUAUUCUUGGAAGUUCGAAAAACGUUUGGUUCUCGAGGACCUUAGUGCCGGCUCGAACAAGGUCAAGAUUCUUGAUCUUGUCCACACUCAUUUAUUGACCAGAAAGUUGAUGUCCUCGAAGUCUAACAUCAUCAUGUUGCGCACGAUAUCAUUAAAAACUUUAGCAAUACUGUUUCUGGCUAGAGAACAUGAAAAAUUAAUGAUUUUCAUCAAAUCAGCCUACAAAAAAAUGCAGCGUCAUCAAUAAUUACUCAGAGAUCGCAACCACGACUUCCUGGUAGCUAAAAAUCUGAGAAAAAAUGUAGAUCGAUGAUGUGUAUUCCAUCAAAAAUGUGAAGCCAUUAAGCGGCGGCAUGGCUUCAUCUCUAUAGAAAUGAAAUGUCCAAGUCGAAUAACUAAUUCUUCGUCUGCGGGGAAUCUUUUUAGGCAAGGAUGCAAAUGCCAAAUGGUGCAAAAAUAUUGAUAUUGCGAUGUGCAAUUUAUGGGUUCCGACGUGUUAAUCGGGCGAUGUAUUAACUCCGUUGGAAACUCCUGAAAAAA